Molecule: messenger RNA, 30421 nt
Organism: Bactrocera latifrons
Lineage: Eukaryota; Metazoa; Arthropoda; Insecta; Diptera; Tephritidae
Product: titin-like
Exons: 38
Coding region: 1366-30246 (9626 amino acids)
Biological process (GO): synapse organization; homophilic cell-cell adhesion
Cellular component (GO): plasma membrane; axon; neuronal cell body
Molecular function (GO): protein binding; axon guidance receptor activity
Source: RefSeq, a predicted model, not a curated record
GAAAAAUAAAAAAUAGCAAAAAAAAAAAAUGAAAAAUUAUUUUUAAUCUUACAACUGGUUAACGAAGCAUUGCCAAAUGCCAGCAAAUAAAGCCGAGAAGCUUUUGAAGUUGUGUGCGUGUGUGUGUGCGUAGGCAAAUUCGGCGCCUUAUUUUAUUGUUUUUGCGAGUGCUUCUACUAUUUUAUCAAUUCAAGCUGCGUUAUAUUUUUUCACUGCUUGUGACUUAAUUAACGCUCUGCGAUUUGCAUAUGCAAAAUUAUGCGUAAUUUCUGGCAAUUAAGCAUUCUAAAUUACAAAAUUUGCUAAUUAUAAAAAUCAUAAAAAAUAGAGUAAAUUAUUAUGUAACUAGAUAAUUAUGGUGAAUGAAAAUACAGAAAGUAUCGCUAAGUGAUUGUGCGUGUUUCUGUAAUUGCACAAAAAUAUAAAAAGCAUUCAUUUGUUGUACAAACCUAGAUUAUUGCAGCUCAACUUCUCAAAGUGGGCAACGCUGGAUGGACGCGGUCAUGUGAAGUAACUUACACACACACAUACAAACAAACAAUUGUGACAUUGCAGCAGAAAAUUAAUAAACACAACAACAAUAAGAGCAAUUCCACCAAGAACAGCAUGCAGCACAUGGCUGCGCUGGAAAAAGUUGAACGAUGCCACAUAUUGUUGCAAUUGUUGUAGAAUGUGGAAUCUGGAAUAAAAAUGCACGCAUAAAUUACCGCGACAACGGCAGACUAGGAAAAAAAGAGCAAUAAAUUUGUACGCUGGAAUUCGCAGCGACUACCAAAUUGAGCGAACUGACCAGCAUGUAAAAAAGAUAAAGUAAAAAGCAACAACAAUACAUUAAAGUGCAUUGCCAACCCCGAUAUAGCCGCAAGUUGCCACGCAUUUAGCAUUGGAAUGCUAGUCGUUUGCGUCAGCAGCUGUUGCUCUUGCGUUUGUUGUUGUUGUGGCAGUGACUUUUCUGCAGUGCGGCAGUUAAGGUGCGUGGCGCGCAUUCGCCAUUGACCGGAAAAUCAACGUCAACAUUAUUGACAUGCGCAACAUUUAAUGGCAGCCCUGCAAGCAAACGCCAGCACACACACACAUACAUACAUACAUAUGUGUAACGUCAGCUGCCGGUAGACGUGGCUGAGAGCGUGUCUUUUAGCCAGCCUGGGAACCAGCGUUAAGUGCGCUAUGCUGCCCGGAACAAAAGUCACAGCCAUAAGCUACGCAAGACGCAUGAAAAUAAAGCAAAGCAGCAAGCAAUAACAACAAACAGCGGAGAAAUAAAAAACAAAUUGUAAACUUGUAUGUUUGGAAAUCGAAUUGUAAAAUCAGCAGUUAAGUGUGUCGGCGCGCCUCCCCCACAUCAACACAACCGCCUUCGCCGCGAUGGAGGAGGAUGUCUUAAAUGCGCUGCAGACGCGCACGGCCUAUUUGCCCGGCGGCUACGAUCGCGCCGGCAAAAUUAUCGUCGUUGUUAACAUCAUCAAUGAUUUACAAUUGUGGAAUCGCCGUUGCUUGGAGCUAUCGAUUACCUACUUAAAAAGUGCGUUGAGCGCCGCCACCUUGCAGCGCGGCGUCACCGUCAUCGUGGACGCACAGAAGAGCACGACACGCAUCACACGCACGCAUGCGCGCAUCAUUUACGCACUCUUCGAUGAGAUCACAGUCAAUUUAUUUCUAGUCAGAGCGGAGGGCUUCUGGGAGAAGCAUGUGGACACCUGCACGAACAAAUCGCAGGCGAAGGGCGAGCCCAUUGUGCUCUCGAAGGCGCGUUUGAUAAAAUACUUCGACCUGUCGCAGUUGCCAGAGGAGCUGGGCGGCACUUUGUCAUUUAACUAUGAUUUAUGGCUGCAACAAAGAAAGGCCAUUGAUGAGUUCCAAAAGACUUUCGAUUCGACGCUUAGUAGCAUGGAGAAUCUGCACGUGGUGCUGCUGAAUAAUAAAUCAUUGCGGCCAACGGAAGCGGAUGUUGAGUUGAAGAAGUGUGCACAGCUGCAUACGAGCGUACAACAACAAAUCGAAGUGGUCAUCGAGUUGGGUAAUCGCGUGUUGAAUCGGCUAUCGGAAGCUUAUGCGCCGCCCAGAGUGGCAACAAUGCCGCAAAUAUCCGCCACAACCAACGUCUUAACGCCCGCUAUCAACAGCACCGCAACAAUAUCCUGCCAUGAAGCCCAUAGCCACAACAGUAUACAAACACAAACAAACUUCAAUUGCGCCACAGUCAACACACCCGCCACACGCUUGCCGCUGCCGCCGGAUCUGCAAUACGCACGCGCACGCAUUGAACUGCUGUUGAAUCAAAUUGAACGCAAACAAACGGAAAUACGCACCGCGUGGCUAGAACUCUUACAGAGCAUACGCGAGGCACGCGAACUCACACAUCUGGAAGAGGGUGUCGCCUUCGUCACGAACUGGAUACUACAGACUGCCGAACAGAUGCUCAGCCGACAGUAUAGCAUCGGCGGCGAUGUGCACAGCUGUGAGACGCUGCGCGCCGCACACGAUGUGCUCGAACUGGAAUGCCGCGAAACAUAUGGCUUCUAUGCGGAAUUGUUGUAUAAAAUCGACGCGUUCGCUGGGGUGAAGGACUCGCACGCCUAUAAGGAUCUGAUGUCACAAUGUGAUUUUAUGCAAUUUGUGUGUCGCUCAUUUGCCACACGCUUGGAGCGGCGUCGGAAUGUGUUGAUCACAUCGUUGCGGUUUUUUCGACUCGUCAGCGAAUAUUUCGAUCGAACCACUGCGGUUUUCGAAACACUAGUCAUGGGUAAUAAAAUAGCCGAGGAGAAUUUUGUGACGGCGGCGGAGACUUUGCAGCAGCUGAAGGAGAGUCAACUGAGCUUGGGCAAGCUGGAACGCGAACUCGUUAAGGAGGGCGAAAAGCUCAGCGAUAUGCUGGCGAUGCCGGUGAAAGAUGCGCUUGGCCGUGACCUACACAUCGACUACAGCGAAGAUAUCGGCAAUGUGCGCGAUAUUUUGGACACGACGUUGGCGCGCCGCAACAUCUUCGGCGACAGCGUUGAACUGCAGAAACUCACCUUGGAACAAGUGACACACAUUUACACAUACGAAGCGGAUGGCCGUAUGGCCAUUAAAUGGAUGGAGGAUUUGUACAAUGUCAUGAUCAAGUGCCAUUCGCACGUCGGCUGUAAUAUACACGAGAUACAGGUGCAGAAGGAUGAAUUGCAGACAUUUCAAGAAACUGGAAAGAGCAUCUACAACUAUGGCUGUCAACUGCUGGAAGCUUCACAGGCGCUGCGCAUUUCCUGUCGCCUCGAUGCCGAGGCAAUACCACAACGCAUGUCACAGCAAUUGCAGCACACUUGGCACCGAUUGCAGGCCAUAAGUCAGGAACAUAUGACACGUUUGCGCGUCUCGGCCGUCUUCCAUCGCAGCGUCGAGGAGUACUGCCAACAGCUGCAGGAGCUGCGCUUAUCGGUGCGCAAUCUGAAGCAGACGCCGAACAGCAGCAGCGGCAUCAGCAGCGAAUCUGACACACGCGCAUCGCCGCCAAUCAUCAUCGGCGGUAGGGAAACAGUAGACGAGACGGUAGAAAGAAGUAGCCACGAUGGCGCAGAAGAAGAGGGAACUACACAGAGCAUUGCUGGCUAUGCGAACAAGGCGACUACGACGAAUGUCGCGACAACGACGACGACGAAGGGGGGCGCAAGCGGUGCAGCGGCGCUGCUGCGUGAUCAGCUGCGUAAACAUUUGGUGGUGCGCGAACAGCUGCUGCUCGAAGUGGGUCGCAUGGUGCGGUUGGGCCGACUGUUGAAAACCCGUUUGAAAGAACCAUUCGUCUUGGAUGCCGUUACGGGAAUGAGCAUUACAGUUGAUGAACUGGCAACGGAUGCUUCCAGUUCGGCCGGUGAUACACAAACACAGUCGUCGUCCAGUCCAGUUGGCACGGUCGAUAGCGCCAGCACCGCCGAUUCCAAUACUAUUGUUAUAAAGCCGACGGGGAAUAAUGAUAUUGCUUGUGCAGCGAUCUCGCAUAAGUUGCAGGAGAUCGCUGAGGUAGCAGAAUCGCUUGAUGCUGCGAUACGCGACGUGCAACAGGAUGCGGAAGCGUUGGAGGUGAAUGCGACAAGCACUGCUGAGAAGAAGCGCGAGGCUAUGCGGAGUUACAGUAGUGAGGACUGGCACUCACGCUCCACCGAAGAUGAUUCCUUCGUUACCGCAUCCGAGGGCAAUUUCACGCCACACUCGCAUUCGUCGUCAUACCAAACGGCGUCCGGACGCACUUCCUCGUUCAUUAGUUGCGAUAAAAGCUCAUUUGAUGUGAGCGAAGCCGAUGACUCCACCUUCGCAUCGACAUUUGAAAUACCCGCGGACAUUAAUAUGUCGUACGAUGGCACUGAACAUAGUUUUGUAUCUGCACAACAGCAAGACUCCACACCCUCACCGCAACAACAAGAGCUACACCAACAACAAAACGCAAAUGAUUCAUCAAGUGUUGGAGGCGCAUAUGCUUUACCACCCACCAGCGACGACGGCGACGGCAGCAGCAUCGCUGACAUUGAAGACUUGCACAGCCAAAGCGUGACACCGACACCGGGUGAUGGCGAUGUAGAGCACUAUAACUACCAAAGCAUACCCAUCGAGUCGGAGUCCGACUUGGAGUCAAGCUGUAUAGCAGAUUCGCCAUCGCUGCAGGUGCUAACGGAGGAGGUGCCGGUCACAUCGGUGACACCGGAGAGCCCGGACAAAUUAUAUAUUAAGGUUGUUGAAUUAGAGCCAAAGAUCACAACAUUAGGCACGAAUCUCGAUGAGUCCAUACGCUUGCAGAAGGAUCACGAUGAGACUCUUAGGAAUAUACAGAACCUACCCGGCCCGAUGGACGAAUUCGUACAGAAGGCAGACAAAUUACUCGCCAGCAAGCGUAUCAGUUCCGAACUAGUCAACGCCAUGGCCGAUACGCUGAACAUCAUUUGGCAAGAUAUUUUGCAUUUACUGCACGACCGCCAACACAUACUCCACCUCGCCACACAGCUGCAAGAGAAGAUGGCACAGUGUCAGCGUCGCAUGGACCAACUGGAGGUCGCUUGCAUCGACACAAUGCUGCCGAUAGAAGUGACGGCCGUGCAAGAGUUCCUCAACAAGUUCAAACAGUUACGCAUCGACAUGCUCACGGCGGUGAUGGCGGCGCUAAAAGAUGGCAACGAACUGCUCGCACAGCUGAAGGAACUUGUAAAUCUGGAAACAUUAGACACACGACCCGAGCAUAUCAAGCGUGAUGCCGCACGCGCCGUUCACCAAGUUCAGUUGUGGUUGGAGGCCCUACACGAUCGCCGCAAUGCUUUGGAGUCAGCGUGGCAAACGCGUAAAGUACAAUUGGAACACUGUCUCACAUUGGCGUUGCUCGGACGCGAGUUGGACGAAGUGGAAGCGACCUUACGGCAGCAACGCAGCGAAGUCGACAAUCUCUUCAGUUUGGGUGAGUGCGAACACACGGCAAAUAACGCGCUGCACAACUAUCGUGAAUGGAAACAGCAAGCUUUGCUGCUGCGUGAUCGUGCGUUGAAGAUCACACGCGCCAAAGAAAAACUACAAGCCUCCGGUACUUUUACUGGCGAUGAGGCUUGUGCGCGCGCUUAUAAUGUGCUGAGCUCUUGUACGGAACACCUGGACUUGGUGGAUCAACGCGAACACUGGCUGCAGCAGUCACGUGACUUCUUCGCCAAGGCCGAAAACACAUUGAGUGUGCUCGAGAAACUUGAAGUGGAGUUGGCAAAUGUGCGUCUGCCGCCCAAUACGCCCGAGAGCUUCGCCAUGUAUGCGAAGGUGACGCGUGAUGUGCGCAGUUUUACGGAGGAGCCACUACGCCUCGGCUAUAGCAUAUUAGAUGAGGUCGGCCGCACACAACCCGAGACGCAGGGUGUAAAGCGUGUGCUCGACGAAAUUGAGAAUCGUAAGACGUACAUCGAGAGUAUUUGUUCGACAAGCAAUGAAGACCACCAGCGCGUACAGAAAGCGCUCUCGGACUUUUUAGCGCAAUACAAUGACUUGCUCAACUGGUUGAUGUCUUCGGGACAAUUGUAUUUGCAGCAGCAUGUCGAUAUGGGCAGCACAUUGGAACAGAGUAAACAGUUCCUGUUGCAACACCACGAACUCAUGCAGGAUUUGGAGAUCAAAGGCGAGCUCAUUAACUUGCUGCUUGAGUCAAUUAAAGCGCAUCUAGAGUCAUUGAGUCCGCAACAACGUUACGAUGUCGACUCUAAGGCUGAGGCGCUGCACAAGCAUUGGAUUGAACUGAAGGAUUUGGUGCUGAAACGUGUCGACUGUGUUUCCUUGCUUAUUGAGUUCUUCGAGAAAGCUAAUGAAUUGGCUAGCCAGCUAGAUAAUCUGGAUAAGCAGCUAAAACAAACGGCCGAUGAGCAGAAGCUACAGUUUUUGCAAGAGAACUGGAAGCACAUACGCGCCGAUUAUGCAGAUUUGAAGAGUUUGGGAACACGUUUUAUCAACUUGAAAAUCGUGGAUCCAUAUCUCGAAACGAAAUCCUCAGUGACGGCAGUCGAAGAUAUCCUCAACGGUUUCAGUAAGCGUCAAGUCGAUGUAACAACCAGUCUAGACAAUUGGACAACGCAAAUAGCGGAGAAGCGUGAAGUCGAAAUCAUACUGGAGAAAAUCAUGAGUGACAAUGAGGAGACGGCCACAAAGACAACCCAAGUGGAUACACAACUGUAUCCAGUUUUCACUUCAUCCUCCCUGGAUGCGCGUCAAUUGCACACGAUUACCAGCGAUAAGCUCACACAUGUGCUGCAGGACAUCGACAAGGCGCAGGACGAGCUCCAGCAUCGCAUACACACCACGCUCGGCAUACAAACGAAAAAUCCCGAAUCAUUGCAAAAAAUCGAACAGGUCAUUAGCAAUUUGCGAUCGCUGAAAUCCAAAUUAGAGGGCAUACGCUACGACUACAAAACGCUGCUAGAGAACAUAUUGAAAUUCUUGGCCGAGAUCACCGAACUGCAACGCAACAUCGAUGACUUUUUCGCCAAACAACAGCAACAACACAGCCAGUUGGGCGGUAGCGGUGGUGACGUGGCUGAUAUUGAGCGCACCAUUGCCGAGCAUGAGAAAUUCCGCGAUACUUGUAUGGAUAAAUUUAGAUCGUUAAUCACACAAUCCGAAUUGCUGAUCGAUCGCGUGCGUGCACUGGAACCGCCGGGCGCACGCGAAAUCGACACCGAUCGCAUACUGAAAUUGCUGGAGAAUUUGCGUCUUCAUUUCGAGGCGGGCAAUAGUGAGAGAAUGUCGCGUCUGGAGCGACUCGGCAAGCUGGAACAAUUCAAAAUGGAUCUGUGCGAUAUUAAUCGCAGUCUGGAUAGUGUUAGCAAGCAAUUGCAUGAGAUCAAUGAACAAAGUGUUGACAGUUUGGCGGCGGCAAAGACAACAUCGUUGGCAUUCGAGUAUUUUGAGCGCACCAUUGAGAACUCAAUGCCAACAUUUUUGGUGCCCGUUCGGCAUCAGCUACGUUGGGGUCAUAACAGUAAACCGCUGAAGCUGCUAGAGAAGCGAAUUGACAAGUUUACCGAGACCACCUCGGAACAGUUGUUGAUAACGAAUCCCGAGAGUCAAACAUAUGUGCGCGAAGAACUACAAAAACUCAACGACAAAUGGCGGCACUUUAAAGACCAAGUGAAAAGCAAGCGCAAAUCGCUCGAUCAGGCAACGGAGUUCUUCGAAAAAGUGGAGAAAAUCGAUGCCGAAUACCGAGAAAUCAGCUACUUCUACAACAGCGUCUCUAAUAAGAUCACAUAUUUACGCGAUCCUGUCGAGGCAUCGAAUCUAGUCAAUGAUAUUGAAAAGUACGUAGUGACACGCGAAGGUCCGUUGCUUGAUAAACUCGAACAAGCGGCACAAUGCGUACACGAUUUGAAUAAAGUUUCGACGCUGUACAAUGAUGUACGCGGUAUAUUCCAGGCAUUUAUGAAACUACGCUCUGAUAUUAGUGUGGUACAGGAGCGCCUCAAGAAUGAGGAACGCAUGCGUGAACAACGUGAAAAAGAAGCGCGCGAGCAGGAAGAGCGAGAACGCGCUGCACGCGAGGCCGAAGCUAAAGAGCGCGCUGCGCGUGAAUUAGCUGAACGUGAACGCGUAGCACGAGAAUUAGCUGCACGUGAGCAAGCGCUGCGUGAAGAAGAAGCGCGAUUGCUAGCCAUACGCGAGCAGGCGGCCCGUGAACAAGCCGCGCGUGAGCAAGCAGCACGCGAGGAAGAAGCGCGAUUGCAAGCGCUGCGCGAACAAGCACAACGCGAUGAAGAAGCGCGUCUGCAGGCGCUACGUGAGCAGGCUAGACGUGAGGAAGAGGCAAGACUAGAAGCAUUACGUCAGGAAGAGGCGCGCUUACAAGUGCUGCGCGAGCAAACAAAGCGCGAAGAAGAAGCGCGACUCCAAGCACUACGCGAGCAAGCUGCGCGUGAAGAAGAAGCGCGCUUGCAGGCGCUACGUGAGCAGGCUAGACGCGAGGAGGAGGCGCGACUGGAGACUUUGCGUAAAGAAGAGGCGCGUUUGCAAGCGUUGCGCGAACAAACGAUGCGCGAAGAAGAAGCGCGUAUGCAAGCGUUACGUGAACAAGCUGCGCGCGAAGAAGAAGCGCGCCUCCAGGCUUUGCGCGAGCAAGCGCGACGUGAAGAAGAAAACCGUUUGUUGACGCUACGUGAACAAGCCACACGUGAAGAGGAGGCGCGCUUGCAAGCGCUACGCGAACAAACGAAACGCGACGAGUUUGCGCGCUUGCAAAGUGUACGUGAUCAAAUCGAUCAUCAGCGCAUCGUAACGGAAAAUAUACGUAAGGACAUACAAGUAAAUGAAAUCUUCACGGAAAUCAAAUAUGCAUCGCCACGCUUCAACCGUCAACUGAAAGAUGCAAUCACACGUGAAGGUGACAAAUUCACCUUCGAAUGUGAGGUGGUCGGUAACCCUGAACCAGCCGUUGAGUGGUUCAAAGAUGGCAUAUCCAUACAGAAUAAUCCCGAUUACAAAACCACAUACGAACGCGGUAUUUGUCGUUUGGUGAUCGAAGAGACUUUUACUGCGGACUCGGCGCGUUUCAGUUGUCGCGCCUCGAACUUGGUGGGUAGCAAUGAGACUAGCGCCAAUUUGUCGGUGCGCGAAAAUGCUAUCGAAAUGCAAAUGGUGCCACCUAGAAUUGUACGCUUCCUGCAGAGUGGCAAGGCAACAGAGGGCAGCACUUUUGAAUUUUUAUGCGUCGUCAGUGGCAAUCCUCUACCCACGGUGCAAUGGUAUAAAAACGAUAAAUGUAUUGAUGAUUCACCGGAUUACGUAAUCAAUUACAAUAAUGGUGAGGCCACGCUGCGCUUCGAAGAGGUUUUCUUGGAAGAUGACGCUGUGUACACAUGCAGUGCAUCAAAUCCAGCCGGCAUUGAACACUGUUCGGCGAGUUUAAUUGUGGAACCUCUCGAACCAACAGAAGUACCACACUUCAAAAUCCCGCUCUCCAAUGCCAUGGCGCGAGUUGGACAAAAAAUUAAGCUUGAAGCUCUAAUCGGUGGUAUACCAAGACCGGAUAUUUUCUGGAUGCACAAUGGCAAGCCUUAUGUACCGCGAGAUAGCAAAUACGAGUACGGCCGCGCAACGCUCAUAAUCCCCCAAGCUUAUCCCAACGACGCCGGAGUGUAUGUGUUAACAGCGAAAAAUCUAGCAGGCGAAGCAUAUAGUUCGUGUAACGUCGUCGUCAAAGGACGCCUACCGAACGAGACAUCCGACUCAGAGUUAGCCUCCGAUAUGGAACCGAUUAAGCCCUCGGUACAAUUGCCACUCAAAGAUGUGUCAAUAUUCGAGGGUAAACCAGUGCGUUUGGAUUGUGUGAUUGUCGGUCAACCGGAACCCGAAGUCAUUUGGUAUCACAAUGAGCGACCAGUCAAAGAAUCAGCCGAUGUGCAGUUGCUGUUCCAAGGUGACCGCUGCUCGUUGAUCAUACAAGAAGUGUAUCAAGAGGAUGCGGGCAACUAUAAAGUGGUGGCCAUCAAUUCGGCUGGUGAAGCCGCGAGCAGUUGUGAGCUCAAAGUGACGCCACUAAAUAUUGCCGAACCUGCGACACGCGCACAAACCGAGCGUCAGUCUGUGCCGAAGGAGACACUGCCGAAAUUCGAUAAGUUCCUAACCGAUGUGCUGGCGGACGAAGGCGAAACCGUCGAGAUGGAGGUGAGCGUUAGUGGUGAUCAACCACUCACCGCCAAAUGGUAUCUGGCCAAUAAGGAGUUGAGCGAAAGUGAACGGCUUUCGAUGAGUUCUAAUCCGGCGGUCGGUGCCUUCAAAUUAAUCUUAAAAAAUGUAGUUUCUGACGAUCGCGGCGUGUAUACGGUGAAAGUGUCGAAUAAUGCGGGCGAUGCGAAGUGCUUCUCGCAAUUGAAUGUGAAGAGCGUGAAUGCGCCUGAAAAUCAACGCAAUCAACAAGUGGAACCGGUUGAGAAGUUGACUUGUCCCGAAUUCAAAGAACUCUUCUCGGACAAACAAGCGCACGCCGACGAUAUGGUGAAGUUCGAGUGUAUUGUGAGGGGCAAGCCGACGCCCAAAGUGCAUUGGUGCUUCAACGAACAGCCGGUGCAUGGGCACAACUUCCUCGUAUCCACCAGUGGCAGUAGGCAAGUGCUGACCGUACAAAAGGCCAGCAUUGAUACUGUGGGCAAAAUAAGCUGCAUUGCCGAAAAUGAGAUUGGCAAAGCCACCUGUGCCGCUUAUUUGAAUUUACUCGGUCCAGGCAUGCAGUUGCUGCCUGCCACUAGUGAUCUGCAAACCUCUACACAGGAACACAAUACCGAAUCGUCACGUGUCACCAUCAAGAAGCAGACCUUCACUACCACAUCCACGUCACAAAUUAGCUCAUUCGAAGGUAAUAUGCCGCAAACCGAGAUCCAUCAUUCCUCGGCGCAUAUCGAUCAGUCGCUAAAACAGCUGGGCGCACAACAACCCGAAGUCAUUGAGACACAUCACUACCAGGAGCUGCACAAAAGCAAAGACAUGUCAACGCCAAAUGUGCAACAAAAAUCAUUUACAUUGGUGCAAUCGGCUGGCAAUGGACCGAGUCAGCAGCCAGCUAUAACCGGCACAGCUGGUGUGGCGGUGCCUGAAUCACCAACGCGCCUACGCAAGCAAAUAGCGCCGCGUUUCACCACACCGCUGACGGGUAAGAUUGUCGAUCAGGGCACAGAUGUGGCAAUGGAGGCGAUCUACGACGGUUUCCCCUCACCCGAAAUCAAAGUGGAAAAGAAUGGCGAACAACUGUUCGAGAAUCAACGUUUGAAGAUCGAAAAUCGCUGCAAUCGCGUCAGCAUCGAGCUGAAGCAGGUGGGUGUGGCAGAUGCGGGACGCUAUGCAGUCACCGCCACAAAUACAAUGGGACAAUCAACGAGCACUGCUGAUCUAGUUGUAAAGAAAACCAUUUUCCCGCCUGUCUUUGGGCGGCGCCUGCAGGCGCAAGUCGUUAAACGCGGUGAAAAGAUCAUAAUGGAAGUAGAAGUGACCGGUUUACCGGAACCAACGGUAACUUGGAUGAAAGACGAUAAACCAAUACAAGAAGCGGGCGUGUCGCAGCAUCGUCUGUUAUCGCAGGGCAACUCCUACAAGCUGAUUAUUGAGAAAGGACAAUCCAGUGACUCUGGCAAAUAUAUGGUGAAGGCUACUAAUGCCGGUGGCGAGGCCAAAAGCAUUGCCGAUUGCGCGAUAUUGGAACCAUCACCAGAACGUCUACAGGAGGUUGUCAAGACUAUUGUCUACGAAACGCCAGCUGAACUGAAAACCGAAACCUUCGCUAAAGAGCCACCGUCCUUUGAAACGACACAAACCGAAAUUUCCAACGCAUCCGAUCUGCAUGGCUUAUCUGAGUCGAAAAUAGUAACUGAGCAUCGUUGCACCACCGAGGCAACAAUGCGUCUAGAACACAAACAAGCGUACUUAGAUCUGCCCGCGUUGAGUGAACGCCCGAAGACGCCAACCGUAGCGACCAACAUCGGCACCAACACUGAACUGCCCGAUUGGCAGCACCUGAAAUCGGCAUCGACCAACACCGAUAGCACACGCUCUAAAACGGGCUCCACACAAACACCGCCGCAAGUACCACCCAAACCCUAUACGACAGCUAACAACAUUGCCCCCACCACAACAACCCAGCAAUCACAAUUCCAAUCCACGCUAAGCACAGAAAUCGACGGCGGCUACAAAGGUGUAGGGGAAACGCCGCUGCUGACAUCAGCCACCACAACGACAUCAACUUCCAAGUUCGAGAGCACAACGAGUGAGAAGAAAUCCUCAUCUUUCGAUUUCUUUAAGAAAAUUGAGAGUCUAGGUGGCACGCAGCCUGCGCCACCGGGCGAAAGAUAUCAGAAACAAGAGGUUAAUGUGGUCAACAAACGCACAACACCAUUGACGAUCUCGAGACCGAGCGGUGCCACGGCGCAGUCAGCAACGCUUGAAGACGAUCUCAAAAAUUUGAAUCUUACACCGGGUUCACCACCUGAAAUCUGCUUUAUACCGAAGUUGGACACCGCAAGCGCCAAACCACAAAUGAUUAACGAUCGUAUUAAAAUAUUAGAAGCAUCACAGCAGUCACAAAAAGAGCCACCGACCGGCGGUGUACGCACACUACCGUUAUUGCCCGUCUCACAGACAUUUAAACAUGAGUCCACCAUGUCGAAGGAGGUCAAAGUCGAUUAUGGGCAACCGAUCAUAAGGCCGGCGGCUACACUGCCAGCACCUCAGCAAUUCACACGUUCACCGUCGCCUAAACCAUCCGCGGAGGGUGUAGCCAUGUCAAAAUUGUGGACACCUAGUAAUUUGAGCGGUUACGAGAGCACUACAAGUGAGUUGGAGCAAAAGUAUAAAGCAGAAGAGGAGAGCGAUACGAAAGUGGCGCACCACGAGAUUAGGGUACAAAAAGUGCCAACACCAGCGCCCGAUUUGAGCGCACCCUAUCUGGUGAAAGAGAUCAGUAAAGCGAUUCAUGUACCCACAACGCCGCAGCGUGAGAAAACACCGUUAGAUGAUAUACAUUUGGUACCCGGUUCACCACCAGAGAUUUGUUUUGCACCCAAACCGGAGGUGCGUCGUCAAUCUUUGGUCGAGACAAUGGAGAAAACUUUAGAACAAAAUCUGCAACAAGGCCCCACAAAGGUGUUACCAAUGUCAGUGCCUACACUCACACCAACAACCGCGCUGCAAGCCCCUAAAAUAACCUCCACUUAUAAGCCACCACCGCCAGUAAUACCAACUAAACUGACUGUUGGUCAAACAUAUGAGAGUGAUUACGAAAGCGAUCGUUGGAAGUAUAGUGGCAGUGAAUCGGAUGAAGCCUCAUUCCGACCAGCUGGCAAGAGUGUACCAGAAGGUUUGGUUGGCACACCAAGUGUGCCCACAACUCAUCAUACAUUCAAGACAAGCGGUUAUGCAGCCGAUACUGAAGAUAUUUCCAGUUACCGUAAAAUGGAAUCGACCCAUCAGGAGAGUCGUUCAUUUUACGAAUCAACUUCCAGUUCGAAAUCAACACAUCAGCUGCCGCAAGCGCCAAUGACAUCAGUGUUCAAAACACCACCACAGCAACAACAAUACACGCCACAAUUCACACCAGCUCCAGCACCAGCCGCAGCCCAAACUUUCUACCAACAGCCUCAAUUGGAAAAGCAACCGCCAGCUUCGAUUUAUUAUACCAGCAAGGAAGAGGGCGGUCACGAGAAGCAGGAGUACUCGGACAAGAAUGAGUACAGGCGUGAGGAGAAGGACUAUAAGAGCGUAUCUAGCAUGAGCAGCAGCUACUAUAACGCCUCCAAUAUAAGCAACAUUAGCAAUAUUAGCGCACCUAAAUAUCAAUCAGUGCCUUUGAAGUUACCAACACCGACAGUCACACCCGUACCGGCACAGCGUAAGACACCAGCCGAAUUCAGCGACUACAGCAGUGAAGUCGAGGAACGUUUCCGCUCCGUCUCACGCACACAAGAAUCGGACAACGAGAUCAAGGGCUACCGUGUCGUCUUCCCACCAACGCCAACACCAAAAUCACACCUGACUAAUGGACAUAAAUCACCAGCUGUGGUGGUGACACCAUCGCCCAUGGAUUUCGAGCCCACACCGCCAGCGGUGAGCACUUACCCGCGACAGAAGUUCGAGCCCAUCAAAAAGGAAGUACGACAUGAAAUCAAGACCGAAUCCAAGGAGCAGAAACAAUACUUCCAGCAGCAAAAAACGCAACAGCAACAACAACAGGUAUACAAACCGAAACCAGUGGCCGCCAAGUUUAUCGCUGCCACACAACAGCAACAACAGCAAAAACAGCAGCAACAGCAACAGCCAAGAUAUGAGCCACGCCCACAACCGGCGCUUUACUACAACGCCAUUGCCGGCACACCGCUGCAUAUGGCUAAAAUGGCGACCGAAACUAAAAAUAUUAUGCACAUGAAAGAAUCAUCCGAAACUUGCCAGCGUGUGGUGAAUAUGCAGCAGACCAAGCGCGUCAUACACUUCGACAGCCAGAAGGAACAACAGGAACGUCAAGUGAGCACACCACUCGAGCCGUUCCCCUACAGCCCAUCACCGAGUCGCUACACGCCAACACAACAAAUGCGUGUACCACCGCCACCUACACCGACUAAGUUCGUACCGGGCGAAUUCCGUGAGAGCGAUUAUGAUAGCGAAAUAGAGAAUGCGAAGAUACGUCCUCUGUGGACGCCACAUGGCGAAAAUGGUCCGCUGCGCUUUAGGCAUGUCGAACCGCCACAAAUGGGACGCGCUUGCAGCGUGCCACGCGCCUAUGAACGUGUACUCUCACCAAUGGAGUUCGAUCACGGUCCCGAAAUGCCUUCAAAAAUAAAAAUCGACCCUAACGAAUUGCGUUCACAACGCGGUAGUAGCCUCAGCGCGACCAGUCAGCGUACUCAGUCGCUAAAUCGUCACUCGUCCAUGAAGAGCAGCACUAGCUCCAGCUAUCAGCAGCGUUAUCAGACCUUACAGCCUGAUGCUACGGUUGUCGAGAAACGCUUUCCACGUGACGAUAUGAACUUGAAAGUCGGUUCUCCACCUAAAUACGGUUACAUACAGUCGCAAAUCGAUCAACAAGGCAAGCAGAUGAGUUCGACCUUCUUGCAAAAGUCACAUCAGUUCAUCAGUGACAUCACCAGUGAUAUGCAGCAGAAGAGUAGUAAGACCACGAAAAUAUAUAAUGGCAGCGCUGAACCGAAAGUCAUUACGCACUCCUUCCGACCGGGUUUCAAGCGUGCCCCCAGCGAGGGUGACAACAAGCCGCAAGCAUAUCGUGACGAAUCGCGCGUCUCGCAAUACGAUCAGGGCACACAAACCGAUACGCUGCUAAUUACCGAGGAGACGACAACCAAGCGCGAGCAAAACAGGCAAGAGCGCGGCAAGAGCGAGUGCAAUGAUGAUGGCGCUCGCAGCGCAAACGAACAUUCGCCGUCACCACAACGUGAAAUACUACACAAAAUUCACAAGUCCGCCUCAUUCUCCUCAUCUUCCGGCAACUCAUUAGGCGGCUCCUCACCGCUCGGCUCGGCCACCUCCACCACAUCGCUACACUACUCGCCAAUACGUCCAGCUGCGCGUACACUCAAGAGUGACUCCAGCAGCACUUAUCAAAAGUGGGAAAGUACCGUUGAGUCCAUAAGUUAUGUGUCGCGUAAGACGGUAGCCAUUUCCGAUUAUGGCUCGGAUGUGGAGAGGCCUAGAUCCAACUCGGUUUCAGUCAAUUCACAAACGACCCAAUCGCGUUCGUCAACCACAACACCCGUACCGGGACCGGUACCGGCGGCCAGGCAUACCACUGCAACUACUGCCAUGCCGUCAGCCAGUAACGGGGCUAUGUUCAGUAGCACCAGCACGACCAGCAGCGGCAUCGACAGCAGCAGUUGUGGCUUGGGCACCACCUACAAAGCAACCACGACCACCAGCAGCAGCAGCAGUAGCAGUAACACUUCGUGCAGACGCAUCAAUGGCAAUGGGGGGUUGUUGGGUCAUGCAGCUUCGCCCACAUCAAAGCUGCAUACGUUUUCUAACGGUUCGCCGCUGUCAGUCAAACAGACAGUACAACAUGUUGGCGCAGGCGGUGCCUACACUCCGCCCGCACUGACUCACGUCUACGGUCAAGGCGAUAUUUCACCACCGAUCUUCGAGCAAAUUUUCAAGAAUGCCCGUUUCGCUCAGGGCGGCAAUGCCCUGUUCGAGGGUAAACUCCGUGGCAAUCCAAAGCCAUUCGUUUCUUGGACCCGAAAAGGCGCACCACUUCUCGAGUCGCAAAAGUUUCGUAUGAGCUACAAUGAGGCCACCGGUGAAGUGUCGCUACUGAUUAAUCAAAUCGGACCCGGCGACGAAGGUGAAUACACAUGCACCGCACGCAAUCAAUAUGGUGAGGCCAUAUGCAGUGUUUACAUUCAGCCAGAGGGCGCAGCAAUGCCUGUACUGCAGCCUGUGCAAAAAUUCGAAAAAUCAUUGUAUACCAACGGCUAUUCGUACACUUCCGUCGAGGAGGAGUUCCGUGUCGAUACAUUUGAGUAUCGUUUGUUACGUGAAGUACAAUAUCGUGAGGCUAUUACACGUCGUUCGGCAUACGAGCUGGAUCAAUAUUUGACGCAAGAAUUGGAUCGUACCAUGGGUCCAGCACAUGCGCCACAAAUUAGUCAGAAACCACGCAACUCGAAACUUAUUGAAGGUUCUGAUGCUGUUUUCAGCGCUAAGGUUGGCUCUAAUCCCAAGCCACGCCUAACUUGGUUCCAUAAUGGACAACGUUUGGUAGCAUCGCAAAAAUACGAAACCACUUAUUCCAGUGGUAUAGCAACGUUGCGUGUUAAGAAUGCUACCUACCAGGAUGCUGGUCAUUAUACAUUGCUCGCCGAGAAUACACAGGGUUGUGUAGUCUCUUCGGCCGUUUUGGCUGUCGAACCAGCUGCCGAAACCACACACGAACCGAAGCCGGUCGAUGCGACGGCUGAGCAAUUGGAAGCUGGUAAAGCCUUACCACCUACCUUCGUUAAGGGUUACACUGAUCGCGAGGUUACCGAGGGACGCAUGACACGUUUUGAUUGUCGUGUGACUGGUAAUCCCUAUCCGGAGGUUAUUUGGCUGAUCAAUGGUCGUCCUGUCAAAGAUGAUGUGUCGCAUAAAAUACUUGUCAACGAAUCCGGUAGUCACUCGCUGAUGAUUACCAGUGUUAGCCGUUUGGAUAGUGGCGCAGUACAGUGCUUGGCGCGCAAUAAGGCUGGUGACGUUGCCAUCGAAGCGCAAUUGAAUGUGUUGGAGAAGGAACAAGUUGUCGCACCACAAUUUGUGCAACGCUUCAGCACAAUGACCGUACGUGAAGGUGAACCCAUCACUAUGAGCGCCAACGCCAUUGGUACACCCGUGCCACGCAUUACAUGGCAAAAGGAUGGUGUGCAGAUUAAUUCGACUGCUGAACGUUAUAUCGGUAUUGAUGGUGGCGCUACAUGCUUGGAAAUUCCACGCGUCAAAGCCACCGAUGCCGGCUGGUACCAAUGCACAGCACAAAACAUUGCCGGUUCAUCUGCGAAUCGUGCUAGACUCUAUGUAGAAGUACCCAGAGAACAACCAACGCCUGAGCAAAGACGUCUCAAUUUGCCACGUCCAACGAAAGUCAUCGAACCAGAGCCCGUGCCUGGUCCAGAGAUAAUUUACCUACGUCAUGUAGAACGCGCAAAGCCACACUUGCGCCCUGGUGAGGAAGACCGUGUCUACCCACCACCACAAUUUAUUAUACCAUUGCAAAAUGUGCAACAGGUCGAAGGUAACAGAGUGCAUAUGGAGGCACGCAUCGAACCUGUUGGUGAUCCAACUAUGGUCGUAGAAUGGUACCUGAAUGGGCAACCAUUGGCAGCAAGCUCACGCGCUACCUCUGUAUUUAAGUUUGGUUUCAUAGCGCUUGAUCUUUUAAGCAUUAUGACACACGACUCCGGUGAGUACAUGUGUCGCGUCACCAAUGCGGCCGGUGUUGCCGAAUCCCGUGCAAUUCUCUCUGUCAUUCAGCGUCCCUCUAUCGAGCAAAGCUCUCAGAAUCCAAAUAGUUUGCAAUACAUCAAUCAAUUGGAGGAUUACUCACGCUAUCAGCGUCAGGAGAGCUCUGAGGAACUCAUGAAGCAAGCACCCGUAUUUAUUCGUCCAUUAAGAGAUUUGGGCGAUUUCGAGGAGGGUAAAAAUGUGCACUUUGAAGCUCAAGUUACACCGGUUAAUGAUCCCACCAUGCGUGUCGAAUGGUACAAGGAUGGCCGUCCGAUAACUGCGAGCUCGCGAAUCACUGCAAUCUUCAACUUCGGCUACGUCUCCCUAAACAUCUUGCACCUACGGGCUGAAGAUGCUGGUUCGUAUACAGUGCGUGCAGUUAAUCGUGUGGGCGAAGCCACCAGUACUUCGAACAUCCGUGUGAACAUACGUUCCGAAGUAACCGCCGACUUGGGCAUACCCGAACAACAACGUUAUAUUGAGAAGGUUGAAGAGCUGGAGGACUACAGGAAAUCCCAGCAGCGUCGUCAUGUACAGGAGGUGCCUGAACCAAUUGCGCCACCCCAAUUCAAAAGUCCAAUCCAAAAUCAAUUGGACAUACGUGAGGGCGCACACGCUCACUUUGAGGCACGUCUUGAGCCCAUUGGUGAUGCUACUAUGCGUGUGGAAUGGCUGAAGGAUGGUCAACCGCUUGAAGCUAGCUCACGUAGCACAACCUUCUUCAACUUUGGCUAUGUUGCACUAACCAUUAAGCAACUGACAAUUUAUGAUGCCGGCACUUACACUUGCCGCGCUUACAAUGCCAUCGGUCAAGAUACAACCACCGCACAAUUGACCGUUCUUUCAAAGAAGGAUAUCGUCUCCGAUUCUCAACAUCCCGGUGGUUUGGAGAAGCUACAACACUUGGAGGACUCAGCGCGUUACGGACGCACUGAGGAGGAAGAGACCAAGGUUACACAAAUACCACGCUUCCUUGGUCCAAUGAAGGGCACCAACAAGAUUUUGGAGGGUCAACGAGCUCACUUCGAAGCACGUGUCGAGCCACAAAGCGAUCUUAGCUUGCAAAUUGAAUGGUACCAUAAUGGACGUGCCAUUAGCGCAGCCACACGUAUACAAACCUACCACGACUUCGGUUAUGUGGCUCUAGAUAUCUCACAAGUACGUGCCGAAGAUGCAGGCGUGUACACUGUUGUAGCCAGAAAUAAGUUAGGUGAAGCACAGUUGCAAGGAACAAUGGUAGUAGAAACUCGUUCCAGCAUAGAUACAUCUAGCAUGCACCGCGGUCUUUACGAAAAGACUCAAAACUUAGAAAACAAACCAUUUGUUGAGCCUCAUUAUGACAUCGAAGAGAUCUCCAAGUCGAAGCCAAUCUUUGUGCAACCACUCUCCGAUCACAAACCGAUUCACGAAGGCAAAAAUAUACAUUUGGAAUGCCGUCUAGAGCCAAUGGGUGAUCCCACCAUGCGUGUAGAGUGGUUCCACAAUGGCCGCCCCAUUACCGUAGGCUCACGCUUCCGCACUUACUAUGACUUCGGUUUCGUUGCAUUGGAUAUUGUACAGGCCAUUGCAGCCGACUCAGGCGAGUAUACCUGCCGCGCCACGAAUCAUUUGGGCUCAGCACACACCUCUUCAUGUGUACGUAUUAUUGAUCGGUCGGAUGUUGUGACCGAAACACAAAACGAAAUGUCGUUGGAGCAGAUUCACCAACUCGAAGACUCCACACGUCGUCGCCAUCAUGUCGAAGAAGACAUCACCAUUAUGCAGGCACCACAAUUCACACGUCCGCUACAUAAUAUCGAAACUGUUGAGGGCACGAAUGUACAUUUGGAAUGCCGCUUACAGCCGGUAGGUGAUCCCAGCAUGCGCGUUGAGUGGUUUGUUAAUGGUAAGCCCGUUAAGACUGGUCAUCGUUUCCGUCCAGCAUAUGAGUUUGACUAUGUUGCGCUCGAUUUGCUCGGCUGCUAUGCCGUUGAUUCAGGUGUGUAUACCUGCCAGGCACGUAAUCAGCUUGGUGAAGCCGUUACCUCGUGCUCCGUACGCAUCAUUGCUAAGAGCGAUCUAAUCUUGGAAACACAGAACGAAUCUGGUCUACAGAAGAUUGCUUAUUUGGAGGAUUCCUCACGUUAUCGUCGUAGUGAAUUCGUUGAUGAGAUAGUUAAUGUACGUCCACGUUUCCUUACACACCCCAAGAGUCUGACCAAUACACGUGAGGGUGGGCAUGCUCAUUUCGAAUGUAAAAUCGAACCUGUUACCGAUCCUAACCUGAAGGUUGAGUGGUUUAAGAACGGUCGUCCCAUCACAGUCGGUCAUCGCUUCCGUCCCAUUCAUGAUUUUGGUUAUGUAGCUUUGGACAUUGUUGAUUUGAUUUCUGAGGAUUCUGGUAUUUACACUUGCCGUGCCGUCAAUUUGAUUGGCUCCGAUGAGACGCGUGUAGAAUUACAAUGUCGCAGCAGUGAACAAAUUGUUACUGUUACACAAAAUGAAGCCGGUCUCGAGCAGAUCCAUUAUUUGGAGGAUCGUUCGCGCUAUUCGCGUCGUGAAGAAAUCGAUGAAACUACCAAGCAAGCGCCAGUCUUUACCACUUCUUUGAAGAAUGUCGAAAUUAAGGAAAAUCAGCGCGCACAUUUCGAAUGCCGAUUGAUUCCGGUGUCGGAUCCAACCAUGCGUGUCGAAUGGUAUCACAACAACUUACCAUUGAAAUCUGGCUCGCGCUUUACUGAAACCAACAACUUUGGUUUCGUAGCUUUGGACAUUAUGUCCUGUUUGCCCGAAGAUGCUGGCACUUACACUUGCCGUGCCUUCAAUGCUGUCGGUGAAGCCAUAACCUCAGCUGUUGCUAUUGUUCACACCAAAAAAUCCAUCUACUUGGAAUCACAACAUGAGAGCGCUUUGCCACGCCUACAACAUUUGGAAGAUGGCGCUAAACGUCAACGCAUCAGCGUACAAGAGGAGGUUGUCAACCAGGCACCAGUUUUUACUUUGCCUGUGCGCGAUGUACGCGUCGCCGAAGGUCAAGCCGUACACUUUGAAGCACGCUUGAUACCCGUUGGUGAUCCACACCUGAAGGUUGAAUGGUUGCGUAAUGGACAACCCAUUGAGGCUUCAAAUCGCACCACCACAAUGCACGAUUUCGGUUAUGUUGCAUUCAAUAUGAAGUAUGUGAAUCCAGAAGACUCAGGCACUUACACUUGCCGUGCUGUCAACGAACUCGGGCAGGCUGUUACCUCAGCUUCGCUCAUUGUGCAAUCAAAGACUUCGAUUCAACUAGAAACUCAACAUGAGGCGGCUAUGCAUAAAAUACAUCAACUAGAAGACCACAGUCGGUAUCAACGCCGCGAAGAGGAAGAAUAUGUGGUUAGCCAACCACCACGUUUUGUCACGAAACUAAUUGGCCCGACCAACUUGGUUGAAGGCCAGAGCGCGCACUACGAAUGCCGAAUAGAACCAUAUCCUGAUCCCAACCUUAAAGUGGAAUGGUUCCACAAUGGCAAGGCGUUGAGCACAGGUCAUCGUUUCCGCACCACUUACGACUUUGGUUUCGCCGCUUUGGAUAUCCUUACCGUUUAUGCUGAGGAUAGUGGUGAAUACACCUGCCGUGUUACCAACAACUUGGGCGAAGCUGUCAACUCUAUUAACCUCAAUGUACAGUCGAGGUCAGGCAUCAUUCGUGAAACACAACACGAGGAAGCUUUGCAAAAGAUCCAGCACUUGGAAGAUGAGUCGCGCUAUCAACGAAAGGUCGAAGAAGAUCAAUUCUUGGCCGAACGUCCACAAUUCGGACGCCCAUUACGCAAUGCUAAUGUGAAUGAAGGCACACCCGUACAUCUGGAAGCCACCUUAACACCUGUGAAUGAUCCAACCAUGAAGGUGGAAUGGUAUUGCAAUGGCACGCCCAUUCAAACCGGUCAUCGCUUCAAGACCACAUACGAUUUCGGCUUCGUCGCUUUAGAUAUUUUAUACACACAUGCUGAAGAUACAGGCACUUACAUGUGCAAGGCUAAGAAUGCCGUAGGGGAAGCUGUCACGACUUGUGCUGUAAACGUAACAGCAAAUAAGACAUUGGACCUCGACACUAUGGAUGCCCAGCGUUUGGAGAAGAUUCGCCAACUUGAGAAUUAUGCACCGCCCACUAAAGCCGUAGUGGAAGAGAAGGGUCAAAAACCGAUAUUCUUAACACCGCUCAGCAACUUGGAACAUCUCAAGGAAGGCGAACAUGCUCAUCUGGAGUGUCGUGUCGAACCAAUUAAUGACCCUAACUUGAAGAUUGAAUGGUUCUGCAAUGGCAAACAGUUGCCAACUGGUCACCGCUUUAGAACUACACACGAUUUCGGUUAUGUCGCUUUGGAUAUAUUGUAUGUCUAUGGUGAAGAUACUGGUACCUACAUGUGCAAAGCUACAAAUUUGCUUGGUGAGGCUGUCAACACCUGCAAUGUGCGUAUAUUGAACCGACGCAGCAUGAUUCUGGACACCCAGCAUCCAAUUGCUUUGGAGAAAAUCCAAAAAUUGGAAUCUAAGUCUGCACCGGCACGCACCGAACCUGGUGAUUUGCCUAUCGGCCCACCACACUUCACAGUCGAACUUCGCGGCACCACCGAGAUCUUUGAGGGUCAAACUGCGCACUUUGAGGCACAGGUUGCGCCCGUUCAUGAUCCCAAUUUGCGCAUUGAGUUCUAUCACAAUGGCAAGCCACUGCCAUCGGCUUCACGCUUCCACAUUACUUUCGAUUUCGGUUAUGUUUCUUUGGAUAUUACACACGCAGUCCCAGAAGAUGCUGGUGAAUAUUCCGUCCGUGCUAUCAACAAUUUGGGUCAAUGCGUUUCUUCAACUAGCUUGAAGGUUAACGCACGUGGUACUAUUAUUUCGGAAAGUCAACAUCCUGAAGGUUUGGAGAAGAUUCGUAAACUUGAAUCGAACGCUCCAUUCCAACGUCCCGAAGUAGAAACACCUGGCACCCGUCAACGUCCAGUGUUUACUCAACCACUGCAAAAUAUCGAUCGCAUUAAUGAACAUCAAACUGCACACUUCGAGUGCCGCCUUAUACCGGUUGGCGAUCCAAAUCUAAAGGUGGAAUGGUAUCGCAAUGAGAAGAUCAUUGAGGAUAGCUCACGUAUAACCAAGCAACAUGACUUCGGAUUUGUCUCUCUGGAUAUUUCACAUAUUCGCAAAGAAGAUGAAGGUGUUUACAUGUGUCGCGCUGUCAAUCCAUUGGGUGAAGCAGUCACUACCGCAUCUAUGCGUGUAGUUUCUGAAGCCUCAAUUCAAAUGGAUACCCAACAUCCAGAUAGUAUCAGCCGUAUCCAUCAACUUGAACGCCCAUCCGCACCACGUGCUGAAGAACCAGAACGUGCUUUCGAGAAGCCAAUAUUCACGCAAUUACUUACCGGCCCAUCAGAGUUAUGGGAGGGUCAACAUGCACACUUCGAGGCACGCGUUGUACCAGUUGGUGAUCCAUCACUGAAAUUCGAAUGGUAUAUCAACGGUGUUGAGCUGCAAAUGGGCUCACGUCUACGCACCACACACGAUUUCGGUUUCGUUACACUCGACAUUAACGCAGUGGUGCCUGAGGAUGCUGGUGUAUACAUGUGCCGCGCUUAUAAUGCAGCCGGAGAAGCUGUCUCCUCUACCGCUAUGAAAGUUAAAACCAAAUCUAACAUUGCCGGCGAACCUUUGAUUCCCGAAUCGUGGGAAGCCAUUCGUCUGAAGGAGGCUGCCAUGAACCGUGUACCAGAAAUGUUUGUAGACACAACACCACAACAGGCUCCAGUCUUUACUACACACUUACAGAGUUACGAUAAGCUCUCAGAAGGUCAACAUGUACUGCUCGAAGCUCAAGUUGAGCCACGUGCCGAUCCAAACUUGCGUAUUGAAUGGUUCAAAAAUGGUAUUUCACUUACCACUGGCUCCCGUAUACGCAGUACCUUCGACUUUGGCUUGGUUACACUCUCGGUUAAUGGAUUACGUUCUGAUGACUCUGCCAUUUACACUUGCAAGGCCACCAACCAAAUUGGUGAAGCUGUAUCGACAUGCAGUCUCAAGAUUGAAGAUCGUCAUUGGUUGCAAGGUGAGUCACUACAUCCAGACUCUUUGCCACGCAUUGGAGAAUUGGAAGCACCCAAACCAGGACGCCCUGAGGCACCAGAACCGGUUUACGAAGUGCCUGUGUUUAUCACACAUUUGAAUAAUAUCGAAUGUAAGGAGGGCGAUAAUGUACGUUUCGAAUCGAUGGUCGAGCCCUCUCGUGACCCAACAAUGCAAAUUGAAUGGUCCUACAAUGGACAACCGCUACAAGCUGCCGCUAAAUUUAAGUCAAUUUAUGACUUCGGCUAUUGCGCUUUGGACUUAUCGAACACCUAUCCAGAGAAUAGUGGUGUCUACACGCUCAAAGCAACUAACAGCAAGGGUUCAGCCACUACAUCUGGCACACUCAAGUGCACAGGUGGUAAGACCUUCUACUUGGACACUCAACAUCCACAAGGUGAAGCCGGUUUGGAGGCUGUUAGAGAAACUGAAGAAGAAUUGGCCAAUCGUUAUUCGCGGCAAGUUUCUAAGCCCGAAACCCAAUAUCCAGCACCAGUUUGGACCAAACCAUUGCAAGCUGAGUUCCAUCUCUCAGAGGCACAAGCCUUACAUUUGGAAGGUAAUGUUGAACCUAAGGAAGAUCCCAAUCUCUUCAUUGAAUGGUACUUCAACGGCAAGAUUCUACAACAUGGCUCACGUUUCAAGAUGACUAGUGAAUUCGGUUUCGUCACCAUGGACUUAACUGAGGUCUACGAACGCGAUCAAGGUAUUUACACAUGCAAGGCAUACAACAAGGCUGGCGAAGCCUUCACCACUACCACCAUCUUCUGCACUAGCAAGGAAAGCAUUAUCGAGAAAACACAACAUCCAAAGGGUGCUGAAGGUUUGGAACAAAUUCAAGACUUGGAAGAAUCACUACGUAAGGAUGGCACAAAACCAGAGAAACCAGAAGAAGGUAUGGCACCACGCUUCACCACCGAAUUCAUUGACAUCAAGGAUGUUGGUGAGGGUGAGAUUGCUCACUACGAAGCCAAUCUUGUGCCAACUGGUGACCAAAGUAUGGUCAUUGAAUGGUUCUAUAAUGGUAAAGUUUUGGAGGCUAGUCAUCGUGUGCGCACCAUCUACGCUUUCGGCAUGGUAGCUUUGGAAAUUCUUGGCACCAAGAUCGAAGACUCAGGCACCUACACUUGUCGUGCCACCAAUAAAUAUGGCAGCGCUGAAAUUAGCUGCGUUCUUGAGUGUGUUGAAAAGCCGCGUGGACAGAAACCACGUUUCACCUCACACAUUCAAUCAUUGGAGGGACUCAAGGAUGGACAGUCGGCUCAUUUCGAGUGCACACUCAUACCAGUCAAUGAUCCUGAACUUAAAGUUGAGUGGUAUCACAACGGAAAACUGUUACGCCACUCCAACCGCAUUAAGACCGUAUCCGAUUUCGGUUAUGUUGUUUUGGAUAUUGCUUAUUUGCAAGACCACGACAGUGGUGAGUAUAUGUGCCGCGCCUACAAUAAGUAUGGUGAAGAUUUCACACGCGCUACACUCAACUGCGGCGGUCGUGGUGGCGUCUUCUAUGACAGUUUGCAACCUGAUUCACUGCCAAGAAUUCGUGAACUUGAAUGCCCACAAGGACAACAGGCUGAUACCGGUGCACCAGUGGUCACUGAACCACCUAAAUUUAUUACACAAAUUGCUGAUAUCACAAAACUGGUUGAGGGACAGAGUGCGCACUUUGAAGCACGUCUUACACCGGUCACCGAUCCAGAUCUUAAGGUCGAAUGGUAUUUCAAUGGUAAGAAGUUGCCACAUGGUCAUCGUUUCCGCACCUUCCACGAUUUCGGCAUUGUAAUCUUGGACAUCUUGUAUUGUUACGAAGAAAAUUCCGGUGUAUAUGAAUGCCGCGCCGUCAACAAGUACGGUGAAGAUGUGACACGCGCCACGCUGAAGUGCACUUCCAAGGCCAACUUGAUUCUGGACUCACAACUGCCACGAGGCAUGGAAGGCGGUUUGGAGAAGAUCGCUAACCUCGAAUACAGCAUGGUUCGUACACGCGACGAAACUGUUGAGGAAACCAAGGGCAAAGCACCCGUUUUCACCGUACCACUCGAGAAUAUCGACAAUAUGCGUGAAGGCGAGAAUGCACAUUUCGAGGCACGCGUCACACCCACCGACGAUCCACGCUUGCGCGUUGAAUGGUUCUGGAAUGGACGUCCACUUAAAGCUGGCUCACGUUUCCGCACAUUCUGCGACUUCGGUUUUGUUAUUUUGGAGAUCUCACCUGUUUAUCCCGAGGACUCUGGCGAAUAUUCUUGCCGUGCUAUCAAUGAAUACGGUGAGGCUGUAACCACUGCCACCAUGAAGAUACAAGGCAAACGCAGCAUUAUCAUGGAAUCUCAACUGCCCAAGGGUAUGGAAGGUACUAUUGAUCGUAUUGCCGAACUUGAGGGUCUGGGUGGACGAAGCACAGAAUUCGUGCCUGAAGAUGACAGUGGCAAGCCACCAGAAUUUAUUACAACACCAUUUGAUAUGGUCAUCACCGAAAAUUCGCUGGCACACUUCGAAUGCCGCUUGCAGCCAGUUAAUGAUCCAAGCAUGCGUGUCGAUUGGUUCCACAAUGGUAAAGCUUUGUGGGCUGGUUCGCGCAUCAAGACAAUCAAUGAUUUUGGUUUUGUCAUUUUGGAAAUUGCCGGUUGUUAUCAACGUGAUACCGGUUUGUACACUUGCAAGGCCACCAAUAAACAUGGUGAGGCGACAGUUUCAUGCAAAUUGCAAGUCAAAGGCCGUCAAGGCAUUAUCGUAGAACCGCAAUUGCCUUCGAACUUCCGCACCGGUACUGAAAGCUUACAGAAAUUGGAGGAGAGCAUGCAUAAACGUGAAGAAAUCAUCAUCGAUGAGGAGCAACCAAAUCCACCUAAAUUCAUUGAGGAAAUUAAGGAUAACCUCGAUGUGCCCGAAGGUGGUCCAAUACACUUCGAUUGUCGCGUUGAACCUGUUGGCGAUCCCACCAUGCGCAUUGACUGGUUCUACAAUGGGCGUCCUAUGCCCACUGGCUCUCGUGUACAUCAGCUCAACGAUUUUGGCUUCAUCGCUAUGGAUAUCGACUACAUUUAUAUACGCGAUGCUGGUGAGUACACUUGUCGCGCCACCAACAAAUGGGGCACUGCCACCACCACUGCCAAGGUUACUUGCAAGAGUAAGCAUAGCAUUGUGUAUGAUACACAAUUACCUGAUGGCAUGACGGCUGAGAAGUUGAAGGAACUUGAACGUGGUCGCAUACCCGAUGUACCCAGGAUUGAGGAACCCGAUUUCGGCCCACCAGAAUUCAUUACGGAAAUUCAAAAUGUAACCGCUGAAGAAUCCGAACCCAUGCGCUUCGAGUGCCAAGUGGAACCGAAAACCGAUCCCAAUUUACGUGUGGAAUGGUAUCGCAAUGGCAAGUUGUUGCCCAGUGGUCACCGUUACAGAACCAUUUUCGAUAUGGGUUAUGUGUCACUUGAUAUUCUUUACGUCUACGCUGAAGACUCUGGCGAAUAUGUUUGCCGUGCGGUGAACAAACAUGGCGAGGCGCGCACCAAGGCGACAAUUUCAUGCAAGAAACUACCAACAAUUAUGCUGCAAAACCAAGUGCCACGUGGCAUGAAACCCAAUGAAACACUCACUCAAAUGGAGGCCACCAUUAAGAAAUAUACUUCAGAAGUGCACCUGACUGAAGAUGAUCUCUUCGAUCCGGAUCGCAAGCAACCACCACGCUUCGUUACACAAAUCAAGGAUCAGACCACACUUACCGAAAUGGCAAAAACUAAAUUUGAAUGCCAAUUGGCGCCAGUUGGUGAUCCGAACAUGAAGGUUGAAUGGUUCUUCAACGGCAAGCCAUUGUUGUACAAGAAUCGCUUCCAACCUAUCUACGAUUUCGGUUAUGUGGCCAUGAACUUUGGCUGGGUCUAUCCGGAGGACAGCGGCGAAUAUGUGUGCCGUGCCACCAAUCUCUACGGCAAGGAUGAGACUCGCGCAAUCAUUAAGAUCUCUGGCAAGCCUGGCAUUGUCUACGACUCACAGCUGCCAGCUCAUAUGCAGGAGACAUCUAUACAGCGCAUUCGCGAAAUGGAAGCAUCUUGGCAAGUUGUACCAGAGGAGGUCGAUCCCGAUGCAAAACCACGAACCAAACCAACUUUCGUCAGCAAAUUAGAACCACAAACCGUUGAGGAGGGCGAACCCGCACGUUUCUGUGUACGUGUAACUGGCCAUCCACGUCCCAGAGUUAUGUGGCUCAUCAACGGACACACCGUUGUGCAUGGCUCACGUUACAAGCUAACGAACGAUGGAAUGUUCCAUUUGGAUAUUCCAAAAACACGACAAUACGACACAGGCAAAGUCGAAGUGAUCGCUAGAAAUUCGGUUGGCGAAUCGAUCGCCACCACCGAACUGAAUGUGGUCGAACGUUCAGAUGAUUAUCGCGGUGUAUUAAAGAAUUCACCACGUCCUUGGUAUGACUAUGAGCUAACUGCUUAUCAGAAGGAACGCCAAGAAACCGAGCUGGAGAAGAUAUUCGAUGAGCGCAAACAAUAUUUGGCCGAUCAAGGUAAACCACUAAAGGGUGUUGAACACUUGAAACCCAAACAACUCAAACCCGAAACACCCGAAUGGCAACAAACCGUUAAUGCCAAACGCAGUGAGGAUUACUAUAGUAAAUUGCAAGAAUUAGAAACCGAGCAAUUGCUGAAGGAGACCAAUUUGCGCAAGGAAACUCAUCAAUAUGCGAUACCCGGCGAGAAGGUUGUGCAGAGUUCUGCUGCCAAGGGCAUGGCCAAGUCCUACGAAGAGAAUCUGGAAGAGCAGUCCACAACAACAACCACGGCAGCUGCUAAGAAGAUUGUAAAUAAACCACCAGUUGAACCCGCUGAAUCCUCGGUGCAUGGACGUGAAGUCUUUAUGAAUAAGCAACAACAAACACAGAAGGAAGUUGUUGGCGAUUUGGAGAUUACACGCAAGAUUACUGCUACCGAAACUACGGAAAUGGAGCAUAAGGGCACCGUGCAGGAGCGCGUUGUCAAGGGACCCGUGCAACCCUCGAAACCACCAGUGUUCACCAAGAAGAUACAACCAUGCCGUGUGUUCGAAAACGAGCAGGCUAAAUUUGAGGUGGAAUUCGAUGGCGAACCAAUGCCCACCGUUAAGUGGUACCGUGAAAACUUCCCCAUCAAAAAUUCACCGGAUUUGCAAAUCCACACCUUCAGCGGCAAAUCCAUACUGAUCAUACGCCAAGUGUUCGUCGAGGACUCGGCUGUAUUCUCCUGUAUUGCAGAGAAUCGUGGAGGCACUGCAAAGUGCAGCGCCAAUUUGGUGGUCGAAGAACGUCGUCGUGCCGGCAAGGGUGGCCUAACACCACCUAGCUUUGUGAAUGUGAUUCAAAGCACCACUGUUGCCACUGGACAAUUGGCACGUUUCGACGCCAAGGUAACUGGCUCACGUCCGAUGGAUGUCUACUGGUUGAAGAAUGGGCAAAAGGUACAGCCAAGCAUCAAAUUCAAAAUGCUUGAAGAGGACAAUGUAUACACACUACUCAUUAUUGAACCAUUUGCUGAAGAUUCAGGCCGUUAUGAAUGUGUUGCCGUUAAUGUAGCCGGUGAGGCACGUUGCGAUGCCGAUUGCAUUGUUCAAUCGCCGACUAAGCCAGAUAAGCCCACAACACCGGGCAGCGAGAAACCCCCACAUAUUGUAGAGAAAUUGAAGAGUCAAUCGGUGGAAGAGGGUAGCAAAGUAAUCUUCCGUUGUCGCAUUGAGGGUAAACCCACACCAACAGCACGUUGGUUGCGUGGUGAGAAUAUUGUGAAGCCAUCGCGCUACUUCCAAAUGACACGUCAAGGGGAAUACUAUCAACUGGUGGUCUCUGAAGCCUUCCCUGAGGAUGAGGGCACUUACAAGUGUGUCGCAGAGAAUAAGCUGGGCAGUAUUCAGACCAGCGCUCAAUUGAAGGUGCGUCCAAUUGAGAAUCUCGACGCCCCACCAACCAUUACCGCACUGAAGGAUGUCUCCGUGUCGGAGGGUAUGCCAGCACAAUUCAAGACCACCGUUACCGGUAAAGUGAAGGCGACCAGUGUGCAAUGGUUCCGUGAGGGUUCUCUUAUACCGGAAACUCCUGACUUCCAAAUGAUCUUCGAUGGAAACAGUGCCGUAUUACUUAUUGGAACAACUUAUGAGGAGGACUCAGGCAUAUUCACCGUACGCGUAACCUCAUCAACUGGACAGGUCGAGUCAUCAGCUAAGUUGACUGUUAAAAGUAAGGAUUGAAUUAAUAAGAAAUUUACAAACAAAAAACAAGCAAACGAAAAGCAAAUAUUAUAGUGAACGCAUAUGCAAAAAAAAAAACGUUAACGGACGUAGGCUAAAACGUAAACCGAAAGGAGUUCUUAGCUAAUCCAGAAAAAAAUAUUCAAAUUACAAAAUAAGAACAACAAUAACAAAA